AUGUCCAAUUCAAAUGCUCCUAAGCGAAAGUAUGAGGAAGAGAAAUCAGAACAUUCUUCUCGUCAUUCGAAUAAUACCUCCUCUACAAAACAUAAAGGGCAUCACACUAAUUCCCACUACUCUUCGUCGUCUUACCGCUCGCAUGAAUCAACUUCACGUGUCUACAAGGAAGCAGCACGUGGCUCAUUAAAUCAACCUUCUCAUUCUUCACAACCUCGUAAAGCACGAAAAACUUCAAUUACCUCAACACCACAUGAUAAUACUUCAUUAGUCGCUGAUCACUAUAAUAAUAAACCUGAUGUUGGCAUAGAACGUAGAAACGAGUCUCAUAUCCUAUUUUUAAGAUUUUUUAACAAUUGGGUGAAGAGUGUUUUGAUUGGGAGGUAUGCUCAUCGUGGAAUGACAGUUUUGGAUAUGGGUUGUGGAAAAGGAGGUGAUUUGCACAAAUGGAAUAAAGCAAAUAUAGAUCGAUUGGUCGGAAUAGAUCUGGCUGAAGUAUCGAUUCGACAUGCUCGCAAGCGCUGGGAAGAUAUGAAAGGUCGAAAAUUGAAAGCAGAAUUUCACGCGAUGGAUUGUUUUUCGUAUCCACUUUCGACAAAAAUUGCGCGUGAUGAAGAAUUUGAUAUAAUCAGCAUGCAAUUCUGUCUACAAUACUCAUUUGAAUCUGAAAAAAAGGCGCGAAUGGCGUUGAGAAAUGUUACAUCAAAUUUAAAGCAGGAUGGCUUCUUUAUUGGAACUUUGCCGGAUGCAAAUUGGAUAGUUAAGAAAUUGAAAAAUUUGAAACCAGAUCAAUUGGAGUUUGGUAAUUCAAUAUAUUCUAUUCGUUUCGAACAAAAGGAAGAGUUUCCAGAAUUCGGACAUAAAUAUUCUUUCAAUAUGGAAGAAGCAAUUUCCGAUUGUCCGGAAUAUUUAGUACGAUUUUCAUUUUUUGAACAACUUGCAAGUGAAUACGGGCUGGAAUUAGUGUAUAAAAAAAGAUUUCAUGAUUUAUAUGACGAAGCUAAGGAAGUGCCUGCUUUUAGGGACCUUUUGUAUACAAUGAAAGUUAUUAAACCCAGUGAAGGGGAAAUGUCUGAAGAGGAAUGGGAAGCUGUUGAAAUUGAUUCUUUCUCCGGCUUCAAGAUCUAUCCGGGCAAAGGAAAACUUUAUGUCCGGACAGAUAAUAGGGUAUUUCGCUUUGUUGGAUCAAAAACCGAAUCACUUUUCCUACAACGUAAAAAUCCGCGAAAAAUCAGUUGGACACAAGUGUAUCGUCGUAUGCACAAAAAAGGUAUCACUGAGGAAGUAGCCAAAAAAAGAACAAGACGUGCAGUCAAACAUCAACGCGCUAUUGUUGGUGCAUCAUGGGAAUCCAUUCGUGCAAGGCGUAAUCAAAAACCAGAAGUCCGAGAGGCAGCUCGUCAAGCUGCGCUACGUGACGCUAAAGAAAAGAAAAAGGCGGAUCAGUCAAAGAAAAAGGCGGAGAAGGCAAAGACUGCUUCUGCCGCCUCUCGUGGACAGCCUAAAAUUUCGAAACAACAAGCUCGUGGUGCUCAAUCAAAAGUUGCAGGAAAGAGUCGUUAA
Molecule: messenger RNA, 1563 nt
Organism: Ambispora gerdemannii
Lineage: Eukaryota; Fungi; Glomeromycota; Glomeromycetes; Archaeosporales; Ambisporaceae
Source: the annotation of a GenBank genome assembly